AUGAACUUCAUAGCUUCACCUCACAAGGAGUCGGCUAUGUCCGACUCUCCCGACACUGUGCAUCGGCGCAACCACAACGAGUAUAGCUAUCGACUGCCAACGCCGCCGCGAAUCGUCGUGCCCCCACCUACCCUCACCACCGAGAUGCCUGGGCUCGCACUCGGCAAUGCAUCUGCAGAGGAGGUGGACAUGAGCUUCUUGAAGGAUAUGAACCUCGAGAACAUUGUGCAGACCAACACGCUGCUUGAUUGGGCAUAUGAACGUCGCAGGCAGGCGCAGAUGAUCUUACCCUGGCUAUAUCUGGGUCCCAUGGUGUCUGUGAAAGACAAGGCGUUCCUGGCGCGGGAGGGCAUCACAAUGGCCCUGGCUAUUCGCGCCCAAGAAAACACUUUGAAGGGCGCCUUGCUGGCAGCGAACGAGGUGUGUGCCGAGGUGAGGACCAUCGAAUCAUCCACCUUCCACGCCCUCGUCGGGCGGUUCGCAGAAACUACCAGGAUGAUCAACUCACAUGUCGCACGGGCCCGACAGUAUUCCAUAGAGAAGACUGGCCAGCCAACACUAGGAAAGGUGUUGGUGUUCUGCGAAUCCGGCAACGAGAAGUCUGCAGCUGUCGUCGCGGCAUAUCUCAUGGACACGCUGAGCAACUUCAACCACGUCAAGGCCAUGCAGGUCUGCCAAGCUCAGCGCUUCUGCGUCAACUUCGAUGACACCCUCAAGAACAUCCUGCGCUCACACUGGGACAUCAUUCAGGCGAAGCGUUCGGUUGCUACUUCGAACGCACAAUCACUACAAACUAGCAGUACGCUGAACGGUAAUGCCUCACACCUCCAACCUUCCCAGUCUCUCAGUCGCAAGCGAUCUAUCGAGACCACCUGCGACGACGAGGAUAUGGACAUGGGCGACGGCAUGGACUCUUCAGACGCUCUCCGCUUUAGCGGGCGUGAUGUGACUCCUUUCCAGGAUAUGUCGUAG
Molecule: messenger RNA, 972 nt
Organism: Dothidotthia symphoricarpi CBS 119687
Lineage: Eukaryota; Fungi; Ascomycota; Dothideomycetes; Pleosporales; Dothidotthiaceae
Product: FMI2 protein
Exons: 1
Coding region: 1-972 (323 amino acids)
Biological process (GO): negative regulation of SCF-dependent proteasomal ubiquitin-dependent catabolic process; negative regulation of protein binding; dephosphorylation
Cellular component (GO): cytoplasm; nucleoplasm
Molecular function (GO): F-box domain binding; phosphatase activity
Source: RefSeq, a predicted model, not a curated record